GAGGGAUUUGGGGGUAUUUCAGCUCUCUUAUUGUUGUUUCUGACAUUUUGUGAGUCGUCAGUCCUGUAGGACGAAAUGCUUCUUCCACUGCUGAUAUGGAUGACUUUGCUCUGUCACAUCUCCGAUGGCCAGGCUUUCUCUCAAAAAAACAAGAGGGGUAGAGUUUGGAGACCUAUUGUGAGAAUAACUGAAGAGGAUUUUGACCCAUCUCCCAUGUUUUCUAUUUUAGCUCCAGCAAAGAUAAGGCCUGGAACAAAACAGAAAAUCCUGCUAGAGGGUCUGAAUCCAUCCCAAGAAAUAAGAGUCUCCAUCGAGGUCUAUGACUAUCCAGUCUCCCAAUCUGUCUUGUUGCGGGACUCAGUUCUCCUCAAUUCAGACAACAACUACAGCGCCCUCAAGACCAUUGAGAUUGAUCCAAAUAUGCUACUUCCAGAUGGAAAGAAGAAAUAUGUGAAGCUUGUUGCUCAGUUUAGCAGAUUCCAUCGCGCAGAACAAGUAAUACCGGUGUCUUUCCGCUCUGGAUACAUCUUCAUUCAGACUGAUAAACCUGUUUACAACCCUGGAGACUCAGUGCGCUGCAGGGCUUUUGUAUCUGAUACAGAAUUCCGAGCUUCUGAGAGAAUCAUAUCUUUUGAGAUUCAGAAUCCAGAUGGUAUUGCAGUACAUGGUAUUUCCAGAGCCAAAGCAAUUGAUGGGAUACUAUCGGAUACCUACCUCCUCUCCACUGUAGCCAAAGAGGGCAAGUGGAAAGCUGUCGCAAAGUUUGAUCAGGGAAAAGAGAACAUUUUCAGCAGAGAGUUUGAAGUAAAGAAAUAUGUGCUCCCAGCGUUCAAUGUCACUUUGACUCCAAAGACGUCCCACCUCGGCCUAGAUGCAGAUAAGCUGGAAGUAGAAAUAACAGCCAGGUAUCUUUAUGGUCAACCAGUGCAAGGUGUUGCAUACGUUCUGUUUGGUGUUGAAAUAAACGGUGAGAAGAAGAGACUCACAUCUAUGAAGCAACUGAAUGAUCUGAACGGAGGAAUUGUUAGUUUGACUAUGGAGGAGAUAAAGAAGGUCUAUCCUGACACAAACAGCCUGCUGGGGUCUUCUGUGUACGUCAAAGCGUCAGUACUGACCAGCUCAGGUAGCGACCUUGUGGAAGCAGAGAAAUCUGGCAUUAAAAUAGUAAUAUCUCCAUACAUGCUCUCCAUCAGGGACACACCAAAGUAUUUCAAACCUGGACUGCCAUUAGGCAUGACGGUUACAGUGAGUAACCAUGAUGGCUCUCCAGCCCCUAAUAUUCCUGUUAAAAUCAGCUUUCUUGAAAGUCCAAUCAGUGUCCACAGCGGCACCAUCAAAGUCUACAUCAACAUGCCUGAGUUGUCCAGUUCAGAUGGUAAUUCACAGAUACUGAAAGUGGAGACAGCAAAUCCUUUACUGAAACCAGAACAGCAGGCUGUUGAAGAGGUGCGUGUGGAGCCGUAUGCCUCUUUUAUGGACUCCAGGAACUACUUGCAUAUCUCAGUGCGUUCCAGUCGAAUGGUAGUGGGCGACAAUCUCAACGUCCAAGCGCACAUCAAAUCCUCAGCAAAAUCAAAAAAGUUUGUGGAGCAGCUGACAUAUGCUGUCUUGAAUAAGGGAAACAUAAUCCAUGCUGGUAGAGUGAAUGUCAAAGACCUGGCUGUCAUAAACAUUCCUCUGCUGGUUACCACAGAAAUGCUACCUGCGUUUCGGAUUGUGGCGUACUACAUUUUGCCAUGGAAAUUUAGGGCGGAUGUGGUGGCAGACUCUGUGUUUGUUGAUGUGGAGGACCGGUGUGUAGGUUCGCUCAGUGUAGGACCAGUGGAGAGUGAAAAAUUCAAUUCCUACUCACCAGGCAGCAGCUUUAAAUUUCAAGUCAAAGGUGACCCGGGAGCAAAGGUCAGCCUGGUUGCUGUGGAUAAUGCCAUCUUUCUGUUGAGUAAAAACCGCCUGACGCAGAAGAAGGUGUGGGAGGUGGUGGGACAGGGUGAUAUGGGCUGCACCUCAGGAGGAGGCAAGAAUAAUAUGGGUGUUUUCAGUGAUGCAGGACUGAUGUUUUAUUCCAGCACAGGAGGUUCCACUGACUACAAAGAAGAUUGCUCCAGUAGAUCUAGAAGAAGACGUUCUGCUGCCAAACUGCAGCUCAGAGAGCAGCUGGAGAAGGUAUAUUCUGACCAGUUCCUGAAGAGAUGUUGUGUGGACGGCAUGAGGGAGAUUCCCAUGCCCUAUUCGUGCUACCGUCGCUCCCUCUACAUAACCGAGGACUGGAGCUGCGUGUUAGCUUUCCUCCGCUGUUGUGCAGAGUACAGAGGGGAGGAGCUCGGUGUCAUUACCAGGCCUCCGACGACCACCCUUCCACCCACCACCACCCCUCCACCCACCACCACCCACCUUAUUUUACCUAUGCUUAAUUAUGGACGUGAAAGGGAUUUUAUUUUUCUCACAUCAGUACGUAUGGAGGGUCGCGUCCUUGCAUCUGCCCCUGUCAAACCUCUGCCACCAGUACACAAGGACAGUCAUGAUGCAAAGAUGGAAGAGGAGGAGGAAGAGGAGCAAGAGUUUGAUGAAGAUGAUUUAGCUGAUAUAGAAGACAUUUAUGUGCGCUCCAAGUUCUUCGAGUCGUGGCUGUGGACUGACAUCAGACUGCCCAGCGUACCCAAGUCUGAUGGGCUGGUUGUAUUUCCAGUGGACACCGUUCUUCCUGACAGUAUCACUCAGUGGGGUUUUCUAGCCCCUUUAGUCACUGCCUACAACACACUGGAUCCUGAAACUGAAACUAACUCUGGCUAA
Megalobrama amblycephala (Wuchang bream) is the source of this 2790-nucleotide messenger RNA. RefSeq names its product complement C3-like. The transcript has 21 exons. Gene Ontology annotation, molecular function: endopeptidase inhibitor activity. The coding region runs from base 76 to 2790 and encodes 904 amino acids. Gene Ontology annotation, cellular component: extracellular region. The record is from RefSeq and is a predicted model, not a curated record. Lineage: Eukaryota; Metazoa; Chordata; Actinopteri; Cypriniformes; Xenocyprididae.